CAGCCUCUCCAGUAGCAGGUGAUGGUCAACAGUAUCAAAGGCUGCAGUCAAGUCCAGCAGGACCAGAACAGAACAGUCCCCUGCAUAGGGCUGGGCGAUAUGGUCCAAAACGUAUAUCUCAAUAUCUUCUUGCUGAAUUCUGAUAUGCAAGAUGUAUCUCGAUAUUUUUUCUCUUGUAAAAUAUUUACAAGUUAACUCACUUCAAGCUGUCUUGAGAAAUUAUUAACAUAAAUGAGUAGAUUAAAUGCAUAAAAAUGUAUUCAUUCUUGUCAAACUUUAACCUGGUACAGCUCUCUGUUAACACACACACACACAGUUGAGAGCUAGAGGUGUAUCAAAUGUCCCACAGGCACUUUUAAAUUAUAUAUUUAUAAUUAAUGUAAAAUUAUUUGAAUUUCAUCUAGAGGUGGGCCAUAUUGUAUAUUUCUUGUCCAUAGAAAUACAAAUCUAUCAUGUUAAGCUAAAUUUAUGAUGAUGUAAUUAGAUCUACUGAAGAUAUGAUGGGUCAUGCACCAUGGAGUUAUUAGGGCACACAUGGCUCAUAUCAGUGAUUAUACUGUAAUGACUCAGACUCUCUGGUUGCUCUUUUAUUAGUAUUAUUUUCGAGCUACUGUCGCCGUCACCCAUGCCCUACAAACUCUUAACUUUUUCAACAGAAUCUCUCGUAACGGAGUAUUUACUAGCAUAGCUAACCAGAGUGGAAAAAAAACUGUACAGGAACAUUUCUCACCUGUUGAGCUCACCUUCAAAAUAAAACGUUAACCCUAUAGUUUACUAUUCUAACCCUUACAAUAUGUUUGAGGUAAUUUGGUCACUCCGGCUAUCCGUAGAUGUUUCCUGAUUACACAGAGGAGGGAGGGGUUUGACUCGUCUCUCCGCACAAGCAGGAUGGAUAAACACAACUCUGUUGGCGUUGAACGUCCCCAAAUAAUUAAAAACCAGAACGCCAAAUGCAAUGUUUAGAGCAGCACAUUUAUCCAGAGGCUCUCAGAUUGUGCAAACUUGUGAGAAUACACGUAUUAACCGCUUAGAAGACGGAGCAACAUGUCGCUAGCAUAGCGGCUAAUCUCUAGCAGUUUGAUCAAUUAUAUCGAUAUAAAGAUACAAAGUCAUAUUGUAUCUUGUUUAAAAAUUAUAUAGAUAUUUUAAAAAUACCGAUAUAUCGCCCAGCCCUACCCCUGCAUCACUGAGAGUCAGAAGGUCAUUAGAGACCCUAAUGAUCCUAAUGACCUUCUGACACUGAACGCUGAUAAUAAUGGCUGUAACAGCUCCACGAAAAUAAAAACGAUUAGACAAUAGCACUGGUCCAUGGUACGGUUUGAUUUGCUGAGCUCCAGCACCCCCUCUCCCAACCCCGCUAGCUGCUAACAACACCGUAACACUUUUAUAACCAAUAAAACCCUGGAUGUGUACUCUCCAAGCAAAUACUUUUCAGAUUGUCACCUAUACUGCUUUUCCUCCCAGCCGCGGACAUUUUCUCCCUUUAGACAGAACUUAUACCGGCAUAAACAUCUUAUGAUGUCUGGUUAGCUUUAACUUGUUCAACCAGCAGCUGGCUGUGGACUCUGAUAGGGAAUUUUCUUGUCAAGUCCCGCCUUUGCCAUUUGCUGAUUGCAUUUUUGUUUCUGUCAAUUUUUGUUGUUGUUUCUUGUUCGUUAACAAAAAUGCCAGUCAAUAUUCUUCAUAAUUUAGUCUUAUAUGGCAUGUUUGUUUUUGUUUCGUUUUAGUUCGUGAAAAUUCAUUUGUCACCAAAAACAUAUAGUUAGUCAACAAAAUUAACACUGGUUUAGAUGCACAUGUUUUCUGUUAUUUGCUUUGUAAAAUGCAAAAAAGUUGAAAUCAUGUUACUGUAUUUGUGUGUGAUGUGGUUUUUCAUGUGAACUCUUUCAGUUAGAAACUUUUAUGACUUUUCUCCUCAUAUCAUAAAUGUUUUACCAGACAAGAGAUUAAUAAUCCUACUCUACACUCUUCACACAGUGUUUACUCAUACACAGAAAUACUAUUUGGGUUUACUGCCUUAUGCAUGACCACUGUCUACAACCAUCUCACAACAACACAAGUUUUAGUUCAGCAGAGUUGUCCUUGGUGCAUCUUCUCUGGUUGUCUUUGCCGCCCUGAAUGGAAGCUUUGCUGUUUCGUUUCAGCAAAUCAGUUGCUUUCAUUGCCUUCAAUAGCUGUGCCUCUUUCUGAACCAAGCUGCUUGUGAUGAAGCUCAAGAGCACUUUGAGUGUGAAUGUGACGAGCAGCAACACAGUAUCAGCACAGAAGGUCGCAGUGAAAAGAGCUCACUGAAUUCGAUAGGCUGAUGGGGAUGAACAGGAGCAUGUAGGUUUGGAGAAAGCAGCUGCUCAAAUCCUGUUUUGGGAUGUUUUUGUUUAUCACUGUGGUGUUGUGGGGGAUUGUUGUUAGGAAAUUAUGUAAUGAAGCCAAGCAGAAAUCCCAGUGGGCACAAUUAAUAACAAACACUAAUCUGCCCACACAUCCACUUAUCACAAAGGUUAUCACAACAUCAGCACAUGAUGAUUAUGAUGAUGAUGAUGAUGAUGAUGAUGAUGAUGAUGAUGAAGAUGCUAAUGGUGAUGAUGAAAGUGAUGAUAAAGAUGAUGAUGAUGAUGAUGAUGAUUAUGAUGAUGAUGAUGGUGAUGAUGAUGACGAUGACAACGAUGACGACGACAAUGAAGGUGAUGGCGAUGAUGAUGAUGAUGAUGAUGAUGAUGAUGAUGAUGACAUUGAAGGUGAUGGUGAUGAUAAUGAUGAUGGUGACGAUGAGGGUGAUGGUGGUGAUGGUGAUGAUGACGAUGACAACGAUGACAACGACAAUGAAGGUGAUGAUGAUGAUAAUGUUGAUGUUGAUGGUGAGAUGAGGGUGAUGGUGAUGGUGAUGAUGAUAAUGACAAUGAAGAUGGUGAUGAUGAAGGUGAUGGUGAUGAUGAUGAUGAUGACGAUGAUGUUGGUGAUGAUGAAGGUGAUGGUGAUGAUGAUGAUGACGAUGAUGAUGGUGAUGAUGAAGGUGAUGAUGAUGAAGAUGAAGAUUAUUCAGUAUUUCAGGGGAAAAAAUGAUUGCUACUGUUGAUUGUGAUUUUAAUUCUUGGGUUGUCUCUACAGGCUAUUUAUUUAUAAAUAACUGAACUCACAUACCCUGACUGUGUGUGUGCGUGUGUGUGCGUGCGUGCGUGCGUGCGUGCAUGUGUGUGUGUGUGUGUGUGUGUGUGUGUGUGUGUGUGUGUGUGUGUGUGUGUGUGUGUGUUCUAAGAUCUGUAACUGCGAGAGACAACCCGGAGUGCGUAUGAGUUUGCCGACAAGGUGCUGCUCUCCCAUGCUGUCAGAUCUGCUCAGACCCUUCCAAACCAAGUGUGGUGAUGUUCCAUUAGGCUUUUCUUUUGACAGCAGCAUGAUGUGAAAUAGACUCACAGCCCAGCUUCACUCUGUGGCUUCACGGUGUCUUCCUCACUUUUCAACACAUUUUCCUAACAUUGAGUCUGUGUUUUUCAAUUUUGGAAAGAUACCAGAACCCUGGUUAAGAAAAGACAUGAAAAUAAGGUCAUUUUGGAUUGAUUAGGUUAGUGUAUGAUGAAAAUAAUCUAUGUGUGAAAUAUCAACAUGUUGUCAUGAUUGCUCCCAAUUCAAAGUUAAUGUGAGCUAGAUUAGUUCUCUUAAUACAUAUCAUUACAUUUGACCAAAGGUCCAUAACUAGCAGGGCUGUGCCAUUGGUAAGUAGCUGGAAAUGCAAUUUAAUUGGAAAACAAUGUAUUAUUUUUAUAAUUGUAAUAUGGUACAUUGCCUUCAUCAAAACUACAAAGACAUGUAUACAUUUUUGCAAUUUGCGUUAGUUUGGCUGCAUAAUUUAGUUUCAAGAUGUUUGAAUUUAUUUUUAAUCUCAGUUUCUUUUAGGUCUAUGGCCAACAAAAAGUGUAAAAGGGUACCAAACCUCCAAAUAUCUUCUUACACUUUCUGGACCUGAAAAAUAAUUGAAAAGGUGAAGCACAAAUAAAUCAAUGCACCAAUCACCAAAUAGUAUCACCAGAAUGAAUAAUUAUUGUUUUUGUAAAGCUAAGGACGGUUUCUAACAAAAACAAUUGUUUUGUAAAGCAGCAGGUUUUCUCUGAAAGCAGACGUUAACCCUGACCCUAGUUUCAUCAACACACAUGUUCCUGGUGUGGCUAACCCAGAAAGACUUUCUACAGGUUAUUCUGGGGGCUACCUUGCUGUUGACUGACAGGAGAUGUACACAAACAGCACAUGAGAACGCUUUCUUGACAAAAAUAAAAUUCAGAUUUAAUGUUGGAAAACUGUUCAAAGCUGUUUUGUGCAUUCCUAAAAAAUUCCAGAAAAUUUUUCCCUUUUUUUAUUUUAGUCAUGCAACAAAAAUCACAUCCAACAAAGGGUUCCAGACUUCUGCUCUGACUCUUUUUUUUUUCAACCAUGAGAGCACACAAUGGAAUGUAUGCUGAACAAAAAUAUAAAUGCAAUACUUUUGUUUUUGCUCCUAUUUUUCAUGAGCUGAACUCAAACAUCUGAAAAUGUGUCUACAUACACAAAAGACCUACAACUCUCAAAUAUUGCUCUGAAAUCUGUCUGCAUGUGUGU
Messenger RNA from Nothobranchius furzeri (turquoise killifish), 4587 nucleotides. Lineage: Eukaryota; Metazoa; Chordata; Actinopteri; Cyprinodontiformes; Nothobranchiidae. The record is from RefSeq and is a predicted model, not a curated record.